AUGCAUACUUGUGGUUUCCACUUUAUCAUAUACGAUGAUCAAGCUUUGUGCCAAAGCCAAUGGGUCAUAAGAUCCACAAAAGGGAGGGGGAUCAGCAGGUUCAUCCGACCUAUUCGGAGGAUCUCAGUGCUUCUAAAAGGCUUUGGCUCCUUGGUUGGCAAUGUAUGGACCAAUCUUUACGGCAAGAUUGGCAUCCACUACGCUUGUGAUAAAGGAUUGGGGGAGGGUGGCCACGGAUUUGCUUCAACCACGAAGCGGUAUCAUGUUCCUCCAGUCUGCUACGUUAGGGGACUGACAGACCCUCGAGUCUGUCUCAAACCGCAGGCUGAGCUACUGAGAAAACGUGUAGAGCAUCCGCAAGUAGAGAUCCAGCUUAAAGAGCUGUACACUCUUAUGGAGCAACAGACAAGAGGCCGCGGGCAGCUUUGGUGGAGAUGA
Molecule: messenger RNA, 438 nt
Organism: Prunus armeniaca (apricot)
Lineage: Eukaryota; Viridiplantae; Streptophyta; Magnoliopsida; Rosales; Rosaceae
Source: the annotation of a GenBank genome assembly